AUGCCCUACAGAUCGCCCUCACCAGAAUACCGGGCUCGCCGCUACUCGCCUUCCCGCGGCGUGUCGGGCUCACCUCCUCCGGCUCGCCGUUACGCCCCAUACCCUCCACGCCCGGACGACCGAAGAGGGCGUGUCGACAGCUAUCAUCCCGAUCGCGCCUACUCCCCGCCGCCCCGGCCGAAACGCGAGUACUCGCCUCCGCCUCGGCGCUACUCUCCACCUCCUCGUGGUCGUGACUCAUACCCACGGUACGACCGGUCGCCUCCUCGAAGGCCGUACUCGCCUCCUCGCGAGCGCUUUGACCGCUCUCCACCCAGGCGCCCUCGGUCUCGUUCGCCACCUCGUUACGACGAGCGUCGGCGCGACUCGGGGAGUCGACUUCCUGCCCCUGCUCCUGCCGCCGCAGACGUUCGUUUAAAAUCUCCGGGAAGAAUGGCUGCGGACCGAGUUACGGUGCCAGCGAGCCGGCCUUUCGCGCCCGUUGAUCAGUGGGAGCGUGGUCGAGACCCGAGCGAGCUAGCGUCCUCUACACCGUGUCGCGAGGUCAUAUUCAUAGGGUUAGACGAGGAGUUGACUGAGAAUGACCUCAUGAGCUAUCUCCGCAUCGAGCAUCGCGCCAUGGUGGACACUGUCAGAAUCACCCCCAAACCCUUUGCCAGUACUGGCGGUUCCAACAAUCUCGCUUUUGUCACCUUUGCCGACCUGGCCGGAGCGGAAGGAUUCAUCAAGAACAAUUUUCCUGGUAUCGUCAUGCCCGCGCUGUACUCUCGGUCAGAACCCAAGCAGGUCCGAAUCGACUAUGUAGUCCCUCCCACGGUCACUAGCCACGCCAACCCACGUAUUGCGCGCCUGCCUCAUGACGGAAUGCGCGAUGUCGGCCCAAUGGGCGGAGGGAACCGCGUGCUUGUCCUACGUCAGCUGGACGCCGCAGCUCGAGCCGAGACAGUCAUCACGCGUAUCAGCGAGGAGAUUGCCAAAUUGCUCUCAGCGUUUGGGCAAGAGCAGACCGCCGUCCACGCUAUCCACCGCGUAGUGAUGAUUGUCGACCGAGCUGGAGGUCAGGGAUGGGGAAUAAGCUUUGUCGAGCUGGCGACUCCCGAGCUUGCGGCUGCACUCCUACCGUUCCUCAUCUCGCCUCAAUAUCAGCCGUCAGGCUUCCGCAUAUCCGGCAUUCCCGUCGCAGCGUCAUUCGCUUCAACUGCGUCAUUCAUCCCCGCUCCGCCAGGCGGUCAGUUCCUCGUCAAGAGCGCGCGGACAGGCGGUAUCGGUAACGUGGACGGGAUCUGGUGCUCCUACUGGCACGAACAGGGCGGGGCGGUCGAGAUGAUCCCAAGGGAGAACCAGAUGGGACCAGACGGGCAGAUACCAGAAAUGACGCUGGCGCUGAGGGAGAUGCUAGGGCAGCUGGCUGGCCCCCCUCCGCCACCAGCAUCUGGCGUCCAGGUUUUACCGGACCUGACCGGCGGAAUAGCACCCAUCAAGAUCGGGGCAAAGAAGAAGAAGAAGGAGGAACCGAUGAUGAUUGAGCUGAGCGCGAGGAAUGUCUUGGAGGAAGAGGAGGUGGCCGAAGAAAAGGACACGCAAUUGGUUUCAAGAACGAAAGGGACAAAUAUUGUCCUCCCUCAGCGAGGGAAGAAGGUGGCAAACAACAUCAACAAGUGGAACAACAAGCAGUCAGAACUGAAGCCUGGACAACCCUCCAAACCGCUUUCCGACGCAAACAGAACCAUUGUCAAAAUCACGCCCGCUCCAACGGCCGACGACUUUACCGAUAUCUCCACCCUUGCGGCCACCGGCAAAGUCGCCUGUUUGCUUUGCCAACGGCAGUUCAAAACCGAAGAGGUGCUUCGAAAGCACGUCGCCCAGUCGGAUCUUCACAAGGCUCGCUUAUUUCUUUGGACCACUAACCUCCUCGAUCCGGAAACCGUAUCCGCAGGGAGACAGCGCAAAGCAGCCGCGACCGAAAGCGAGUAUCGCGAUCGAGCCGCCGAGCGACGAAAGGCGUUCAACCAACCCGACAAACCAGGCUGGAUGGAGCUGCAUCCCGAAAAGAAGCGGAAGUUCGACGGUCCCACAGCCAUACCGGCCGCCGUCGUGCCCGCGGAACCCGGUAAGGACGAGUCGAAUGUUGGCAAUCAGCUUCUGGCCAAGAUGGGAUGGAAGAGUGGGACCGGGUUGGGUGCAGAGGGGGCGGGGAGAGUAGAACCCAUCAAGGUGCAGCAGUUUGCGGAGCGGGCGGGAUUGGGAGCGAGUCAGGGGCAUGCUGCGGGGAGCUGGACGGGAGCAGGGGGGAGGGCGCAGCAGGCGCAUGAUGUGGUUGGCGUCAUCCUGGCCAAUCUGGACCUGGCCGAGACAUAA
Dioszegia hungarica is the source of this 2358-nucleotide messenger RNA. RefSeq lists its product as uncharacterized. The coding region runs from base 1 to 2358 and encodes 785 amino acids. NCBI's taxonomy places the organism in Eukaryota, Fungi, Basidiomycota, Tremellomycetes, Tremellales, Bulleribasidiaceae. Gene Ontology annotation, biological process: mRNA splicing, via spliceosome. The record is from RefSeq and is a predicted model, not a curated record. Gene Ontology annotation, molecular function: RNA binding. Gene Ontology annotation, cellular component: nucleus. The transcript has 10 exons.